Molecule: messenger RNA, 697 nt
Organism: Nymphalis io (European peacock)
Lineage: Eukaryota; Metazoa; Arthropoda; Insecta; Lepidoptera; Nymphalidae
Exons: 1
Coding region: 45-440 (131 amino acids)
Source: RefSeq, a predicted model, not a curated record
UGUUGUGGGCGCGCGCGGCUCAAACACUCGACACACACCGCAACAUGUACGCGUAUCUCGCGCUCGCUGUUGUGCUAGCAGCGUCCACGUUUGCUGUUCCUACACCGAAUCCACGCGAUCGUUUGGGCUACGAGAGAGAAAUAGACACCAGAUACAACCAAGUUCCAAAGCUCCUAGACUAUGUACUCAAUGAGGAAUAUUUAAAUGCACAGAAGAACAAAGCUAAGCUCGUAACUAAACUAAGACCGGAGGAAGCCGUGGUAGCUGACAAUGUUAUUUUAGAAUCGAACGUAGUAAAGAUCAUAAAGCCUGUCAGGAAAUUAGAAAGCGGUGAGCUCGUGAGACAGAGACGAGGAUAUAAUCUCGAAAACGUGAUAGUGCCCGCUAGAUACCCUUAUCUCCCUGUGGUGCGUUAUAACCGUUUCCGCCGAUGGGGCUAGUGGCCGCGAGCCGCCGCCGGGCCACUAAAUGUCAAGGCUACGUGAAGCUAAUCAACAGCGGAACGGGUCGUACCUCGAGCGCAUCUCUAGCGCAUAAGCAUGGCUAGGCGCUUGGACUUUAUGGAUAAUUAUAUGAAGUGGCUGUGAUCGAAUGCGCAAGUUAUACCGUUAGUGUGACAGCAUUUUACAGGCUACGAUUGAUACACAAGACUAUUGUUAGCAUAAUGUAGUUAAAUUUUAUAUUACCUUAAGAUGUG